Phasianus colchicus (ring-necked pheasant) is the source of this 1282-nucleotide messenger RNA. The record is from RefSeq and is a predicted model, not a curated record. Lineage: Eukaryota; Metazoa; Chordata; Aves; Galliformes; Phasianidae.
UGGGUGCACACAGGGACAUACCAGUGCCUGUACCGGGUGUCUGAGCCAGCAGAGACAUCAGAGAGGAGUGACCCCGUGGAGCUGGUGCUGACAGAUCACUGCUUCCCGCCACCUGGCAUUUCCAUGAGCCCCAAGGAACGUGUGGGCAUGGGGACCAACAUCACCAUCCGAUGCAGCAACAUGUACCAAGGGGCCACCUUCCUGCACAAGGACGGGCACUCAGUCCCUAUCCAGCAGCAGGACCCUGAUGGUGGGGGCACGGCCACCUUCACCCUCGUUGGGGUGACUCCAGCUGACAACGGCACCUAUAGGUGCUCCUACCACCCCAAGGGCUUCCCCUUUCUGUCCUCUCCCCUUGGGGACAGCGUGGCACUGGAGGUGACACCCACACCUCCAAUGGCAGAGUCCCAUGGGAACCUGUUGGUGGCAGUGCUGAGGGUCUGUGCUGCUGCCCUCAUCUUCUGCCUUGGCGUCUUCUUUGUCCUCAAUGCCCGUAACCUCUGGAUACGGAGAGAUGGGAGCCCUGCUGGGGAAAAGGUUAAAUAGAUUUCAUCUCUGAUUCGGAUUCCAUAUGUUUUCUACCUGUGCUUUGCUCCCGUAUACACACCCUCAACUCUCCUCCUCCUCCUCUUCUAACCUCUAUAAACCCCCAUUGCUCUCCCCUGCUGUCAGUUCCAUCUCCUAUUCAUCCCCACUCCACCUACCUCAGGACAUCCCAGUAACUCCCACCCAGCUCCACUCUCCAUUUGGAUGCAGAUGCCCACUCCCAAAUGCCUGAGGCCAUGCAGUUCCAGGUCAGUGUCUGGGUCGAGGGACCCUCCAUCCCAACAUGCCCCCUCAGAUCCCAUACCAGAACCUUAAUACCUGCCGAUGUGGACCCUAACGGACCCUCAGUUCAUAUGGUUACCCUAUUAAGUGCACCUCCCAAUAAGAACUGAGAUUUAUGGAACCCAAAAUCUACCACAAAUGCUAAUAUUCACUCCAAUGGUCCCAAAGAGACAUCAAACCUUGCAGUGGGACUCCAAAACUACACCUGUAGAGAACCCCAAUUUCUGAUCCAUGAGAAACCAAAUCUGUGCUACCCAAAGACCUCCAAAUCCUGCACCCUGAACACCUCCAAACAGAUUAAAGGGACUGCCAAAAAACCACCCUUGGGGAUCCCCAUUUGAUGAAUCCAAAAUACACAUACACCAACCCCCCCGGAACUCAUCUUUUAGGACACCCACCCAAACUUUAUACACCUUGUGUGUCUCCCUCUCAACCAGAUUGAGGACCCCCAUGG